CGAUAAUCAAUAUAGUUAUACCACUGGAGAAAGAGAUUAUAGUAACAAUUGCAAAGAAAGAGAUUAUAGUAACGAUUAUGUAGAAAGAGAUUAUAGUAACGAUUAUGUAGAAAGAGAUUAUAGUAAUGAUUAUAGAAAAAGAGAUAAUAGUAAUAGUUAUAGAGAAAAAAAUUAUGGUAACGAUCGUGAAGAAAGUGAGUAUAGUAAUAAUCACUGUGAAAGAGACUAUAGUAAUAAUUGUGGUGAAAGGGACUAUGGUAACAUUCGUAGUGAAAGAAACUAUGAUAAUGAUCAUGGAAAAAGAGAAAGAAAUUAUGAUAGUAUAGGAGAUAAUAGUUAUUCCUCAGAUGAUGAUAAUAACAAAUGCAACAUUUCUGCUUCAGAUAUGUUAAAGAAAUACAAACAGCAAAAUAUAGUUAAUACUGAGCAGAUGAAAAUACCUAAGAAAUUUGUUGUUAGAAGUAGUGAAGAAUAUUAUUUGAUUCCUUCGAAAUUUUUAGAAAAAAUAAAUGCUCAAAACAAAGUGGCAAAACUAAAUGCAAAACAAAUUCCAAGUAAAAAUGAUAUUAUGAAUAUUCAAGACGACUCUAUAGACAGAAGUAAUGAUGAUAAUGACAUUGAGGAACUUUCUGAGGAUGACAUUAAUGAAGACGCGAAAUUAUUUGAAUGA
Scutellospora calospora is the source of this 670-nucleotide messenger RNA. Lineage: Eukaryota; Fungi; Glomeromycota; Glomeromycetes; Diversisporales; Gigasporaceae. The record is from the annotation of a GenBank genome assembly.